AAAAUCGCAAUCUUCUCUGCAACUCCGCUCUCUCUUCGAUGUCUGCGAUCUCUUCUUCCCUUCUCACUUUCGGUCCAUUCCUCUCAAAAAUCUCUUCUUCGGCUCCUUGUUCACGUUCUUUUGCUUCUACAGUUUCAAUUUUAUCAAAGCCACUAUGUUCUUCUUUUUAUCUUCUCCGCUAUUCCUCUCUUCAAACCAAGCCUCUUCGAGCUACCGAGGGAACAAUCUCCGAGACUUCCACUUCAACCAUAAGCAUCGACAAUGACUCCUCCUCUGACUCAACGCUCUUCGAGAUCAGAGCUCGCAAUAAGAUCGGCCUUCUUCAAGUUAUCACCAGGGUUCUCAAGGUCCUCGGUUUACGAAUUGAGAAAGCGACCGUUGAAAUCGAGAGCGAUUUCUUUGUGAAGAAGUUCUUCGUGACUGAUUCGCAUGGGAGGAAGAUCGAGGACCCCGGCAGCUUGGACCGUAUCGAGAAGGCUUUGUUGGAGGCUAUCGAGGGUGGUGAUGGAGUGGUGGUGUUGGCGGAUUCUUCAGUGCCUUCUUCUAGAGGAAUUGUUGUGCGGAAAGCGGGAUAUCUACCCGAAGCUGGGGAGAGGAAGGCCAAGGCAGAGAAGUUGUUCGGGUUGAUGGAUGGAUUCCUGAAGAAUGAUUCACAUAGCCUUCAGAAGGACAUUCUAGAUCACGUUGAGUAUACUGUGGCAAGGUCCCGGUUUAGUUUCGACGAUUUCGAGGCUUACCAGGCAUUAUCACACAGUGUGAGAGACCGGUUGAUUGAGCGUUGGCAUGAUACUCAACAGUACUUCAAGAGGAAAGACCCAAAGCGCCUGUACUUUCUCUCUCUCGAAUUUCUUAUGGGUCGUUCUUUAUCAAAUAGUGUUAUAAAUUUAGGCAUCAAGGACCAGUAUGCAGAUGCUCUGAAGCAACUCGGUUUUGAUUUUGAAGUCUUGGCUGAACAGGAAGGAGAUGCUGCCCUUGGUAAUGGUGGCCUAGCUCGCCUUUCUGCAUGUCAGAUGGACUCUUUGGCAACACUGGACUUUCCUGCUUGGGGUUAUGGACUUCGGUAUCAGUAUGGGUUGUUCCGUCAGGUUAUAUUGGAUGGCUUUCAACAUGAGCAACCUGAUUACUGGUUGAACUUUGGGAAUCCUUGGGAAAUAGAACGGGUUCAUGUCUCAUACCCAGUGAAGUUCUAUGGAACUGUUGAGGAGGAGAAUAUGAAUGGACACAAAUCUGCAAUUUGGGUCCCUGGAGAAAUGGUUGAGGCCGUUGCUUAUGACAACCCAAUACCUGGUUACGGAACGAGGAAUACAAUUAAUCUUCGUCUAUGGGCAGCUAAACCAAGUGGGCAGUAUGAUAUGGAAUCUUAUAAUACUGGAGAUUAUAUCAAUGCUGUAGUCAACAGACAGAAGGCUGAGACAAUUAGUUGUGUUUUAUAUCCUGAUGAUCGUUCUUAUCAGGGGAAGGAACUGCGGUUGAAACAACAGUAUUUCUUUGUCUCAGCAUCAUUGCAGGACAUCAUACGGAGAUUUAAAGAAGUGCACAGUAAUUUUGAAGGGCUUCCUGAUAAGGUAGCUCUGCAGCUGAGUGAUACUCAUCCAUCACUUGCAAUUGCUGAGGUCAUGAGGGUGCUUGUUGAUGAAGAACAUUUGAGUUGGAACAAAGCAUGGGGCAUUGUAUGCAAAAUUUUCUCUUUCACAACUCACACGAUACAACCUGAAGCACUAGAGAAGAUCCCUGUGGACCUACUGGGCAGUCUUCUUCCACGACAUUUACAGAUCAUAUAUGAGAUAAACUUUAAUUUCAUGGAGGAAUUGAAAAAGAAGAUUGGUCUUGAUUACAGUAGACUCUCUCGAAUGUCAAUUGUUGAGGAGGAAGGUUCUGUGAAGAAUAUUCGGAUGGCAAACCUCUCAAUUGUUUGUUCUCAUACUGUUAAUGGUGUAUCCCAGAUUCAUCUAGAACUGUUGAAAACAAGGGUUUUCAAGGAUUUUUAUGAUUUGUGGCCUCAAAAGUUUCAAUACAAGACAAAUGGUGUUACACAGCGUCGCUGGAUUGCGGUGAGCAAUCCUAGUUUAUGUGGCCUCAUCUCAAAAUGGCUUGGAACAGAAGCUUGGAUCCGUGAUGUGGACCUCUUAAUGGGACUACGAGAACAUGCAGCCAAUGCUGAUCUUCAACAAGAAUGGAAACUGGUCAGAAGGAUAAACAAAAUGAGGCUUGCUGAGUACCUUGAAGUUAUGAGCGGUGUAAAGGUUAGCAUUGAUGCAAUGUUUGAUGUACAAAUCAAGCGAAUACAUGAGUACAAAAGACAACUGCUUAAUUUACUUGGCAUUAUCCAUCGUUAUGACUGUAUAAAGAACAUGCGGGAGAGUGAUAGGUGGAAGGUUGUACCACGUGUUUGCAUUAUUGGAGGAAAAGCUGCUCCUGGUUAUGAAAUAGCAAAGAAGAUAAUCAAACUGUGUCAUGCUGUUGCAGAAAAAAUUAAUAAUGAUCCGGAUGUUGGAGAUCUUCUGAAAUUGGUUUUUAUUCCUGAUUACAAUGUUUCUGUGGCUGAAUUGGUAAUACCGGGGAGUGACCUGUCACAGCACAUAAGCACUGCUGGUCAUGAGGCAUCUGGGACUGGUAGCAUGAAAUUUUUGAUGAAUGGAUGUUUACUUUUAGCUACUGCUGAUGGGUCUACUGUUGAAAUCAUUGAAGAAAUAGGAGAAGAGAACAUGUUUAUAUUUGGUGCUAAAGUACAUGAAGUGCCAGCUUUGCGUGACAAUGGGUCUGCUGCUCGUAAACCAUCUCUUCAAUUUGCACGUGUUGUCAGGAUGGUUCGUGAAGGGUAUUUUGGUUUCAAGGAUUACUUCAGAUCACUAUGUGAUGCCGUGGAGAGUGGUGGUGAUUUUUAUCUGCUGGGAGAUGAUUUUGAGAGCUAUCUUGAAGCACAGGCUGCUGCGGACAAGGCAUUUGUUGAUCAAAAGAGAUGGACUCAGAUGAGCAUUCUUGCCACUGCGGGCUCUGGGAAAUUCAGUAGUGAUCGGACCAUUGUUGAGUACGCAGAGAAAACAUGGGGAAUUGAACCAUGCAAAUGUCCCUUUUGAACCUAAGUCCUCCAUAUUUGUAGGAACAAUUAGAGUGGAAAUAAAGCUUGCCUUUUAAUAGAGAAUCAAUGUAUUUGGGCCUUGUCCUAUCGUGUAG
Telopea speciosissima is the source of this 3174-nucleotide messenger RNA. RefSeq names its product glycogen phosphorylase 1-like. NCBI's taxonomy places the organism in Eukaryota, Viridiplantae, Streptophyta, Magnoliopsida, Proteales, Proteaceae. Gene Ontology annotation, biological process: glycogen catabolic process. The record is from RefSeq and is a predicted model, not a curated record. Gene Ontology annotation, cellular component: cytoplasm. Gene Ontology annotation, molecular function: pyridoxal phosphate binding; glycogen phosphorylase activity. The coding region runs from base 39 to 3077 and encodes 1012 amino acids. The transcript is spliced from 22 exons.